Messenger RNA from Archocentrus centrarchus (flier cichlid), 1239 nucleotides. RefSeq lists its product as uncharacterized. The transcript is spliced from 3 exons. The record is from RefSeq and is a predicted model, not a curated record. NCBI's taxonomy places the organism in Eukaryota, Metazoa, Chordata, Actinopteri, Cichliformes, Cichlidae. Bases 214 to 1239 code for a protein of 341 amino acids.
GAGCCAACGACCCCUGAUGGUCGAAGAAGACUGAUUAAAGGUGCUGUACCAACGCUUUUUGAGUGGAAUGGCUUUAAAGUUGAGCCACUGCGGCGUAGUGUUUGGGAGAGAACAGAGCGACCCACUGAACUUGUCCAUCUUGAGGAGCAGGAAGAGCAGGGUCUCUCAAAUGAUCAUGACUACUGCUCAGUCCCUGAACCGUCUGCAUUGGACAUGUCUGCAUCAGCUGCAGAAGACCUGUGUAAAGAGGUAGAGGAUCUGAGGAAGGAAAUACAGGAGCUGCGUGUCCAGCGUGAGUUUGGAUUACAGCGGUUUGCUGGCUCCGACACCGACAUCAGAUUCUAUACCAGAUUUCCAAGCUAUGACCAUUUGAUGGCAUUUUGGUUUUUGAUUGAGCCUUGCAUUUAUAAAAUGGUCAGGGUCUCAAGAGCCAAAUCAGCUGCCAAGAGGAAUGAAGAAGUGGUGACACCUGCACGUUCAUCAACAAGGCAGCUGCUCCAGCCAAUCGAUGAGUUCUUUCUUUUUCUCGUCUUCCUGUCGGUUGGUUUGAAGGAGAGGGACCUGGCACAUCGAUUCAACAUACACCAGUCCACAGUGAGCCGUAUUAUUGCAACAUGGACAAGUUUUCUUGCCACUGCACUGGGGUCUCAAUGCAUCUGGCUUACGCGUGCAGAAGUGCAGGCUUACCUCCCUGAGGAAUUUAAAGAUUUCCCAGACACCCAGGUCAUCCUAGACUGUACAGAGCUGAGAUGCCAAACACCAUCCUCACCACUACUCCAAAGUGAAAUGUACUCCUCAUACAAAUCCCACUGCACUAUGAAAGCCCUGGUUGGCAUAGCUCCACAUGGUGCAGUGACAUUCAUCUCUGAUCUGUAUGGUGGUUCGAUUAGUGAUAAGGAGCUAUUCAAGCAAUCAGGCAUCGCUGAGAAGUUGACCGAAGACAUGGCAGUGAUGGUUGAUAAGGGCUUUCUAAUCAGUGACUGCUGUAAGUGCAAAGUGUACUGUCCACCUUUCCUGUCUAAGCAGAAGCAGAUGCCAGCAUACCAGGUUAAGGAGACACAGGCCAUAGCCAGACUGAGAGUACAUGUGGAGCGAGUCAUUAGGAGGAUAAAACAGAACAAACUUUUUGAUGGCAUCAUCACUUUAUCACAUGUCUACAACAUCAACCAGCUGUUUGCAGUGGCAUGUAUGCUUUCAAAUUACCAGAAUACAGCUUUAGUUAAAAAAUGGGUUAAGUGA